Messenger RNA from Malus domestica (apple), 1320 nucleotides. RefSeq names its product cytidine deaminase 1-like. Gene Ontology annotation, molecular function: cytidine deaminase activity; zinc ion binding. The record is from RefSeq and is a predicted model, not a curated record. Gene Ontology annotation, cellular component: cytosol. NCBI's taxonomy places the organism in Eukaryota, Viridiplantae, Streptophyta, Magnoliopsida, Rosales, Rosaceae.
UACCUUAGCCCUCCCUCUUCAUCCACAUUUCAAGGAUCUCUCCCUCCGAUCCCAACGCACCAAUCCCCUUAAUCGGGUCGACCCGCUUACCCCUCUCCCAGAAAUGGACCAACCCAGAUUCGUAAUCGAAGCCUCCGAGGCCGAAUCAAUGGCCAAGCAGUCCAACCUCACCGUCCUUCAGCUCCUCCCCUCCCUCGUCAAGCCCGCCCAGGACCUCGCCCGCCCGCCCAUCUCCAAAUUCCAUGUAGGCGCCGUAGGGUACGGGUCAUCUGGUCGGAUCUUCAUCGGCGUCAACCUCGAGUUCCCGGGUCUCCCCCUCCACUACUCGGUCCACGCCGAGCAGUUCCUUGUCACCAACCUCUCAAUCCAAUCGGAAUCCAAGCUCCAAUACAUCGCCGUCUCCGCUGCCCCCUGCGGCCAUUGCCGCCAGUUCAUCCAAGAAAUCCGCGGAGCCCAGGAUAUCCAGAUCCUAAUUACCUCGGUGGAAUCCGGCGACGACAAUUCCGGGAUAAACAGUUUCGACCCGCUCCUACACUUACUCCCCCACCGGUUCGGACCCGAAGACCUCCUGGGACAGGACGUCCCCUUGCUCUUAGAGCAGCUCGAAAACGGUCUGUCGUUUUUGAGCGAAACCGAGAAUUUAACCGACGAUUUUAAACUGAAUGCGGAGUUAAAAGCCGCGGCUUUAGAGGCCGCGAAUAAGUCACACGCGCCGUACAGCGGGUGCCCGUCGGGUGUGGCGAUUUUGGACUCCGAUGGGAAAAUGUACAAAGGGUCGUACAUGGAGUCCGCCGCCUAUAAUCCGAGCAUGGGCCCCGCUCAGGCCGCGGUGGUGGCAUACAUCGUCGGCGGUGGUGGCGGGUAUGAGAAGAUUGUGGGUGCGGUUUUGGUGGAGAAGGAUGGCGCAGUGGUUAAGCAAGAGCACACGGCGAGGUUGCUCUUUCAGGCCAUUUCGCCCAAGGUCGAUUUUCGGGUUUUCCACUGCGGUUCGGGUUCAAAUGGUGUAUAAAGUCUUGAUCUUUGAUGAUCAUGAGUAUGUGAAAAAAUAAAAAAUAAAGAUGAUGAUGAUCAUUUGUAAUGUUUGAGUAUAUUGUUCUUAAUAAGAGAUUUAUGUGUAUAAACAAAUAAACGUGGUCCUUAACGGAGAACAUGAUGUUAUUGUAGCAGUAUUCUAAUUCAAUCAUAGUGUGUGAUUCGAAUUCCGCUGUAGGGAAGUUCAUCUUCUGCAUGACGCCAUGCAAAUUGUAAUCAAUCCGCUUUGUAAGUUUUUGUCACCAGCAAUCUCAGAGUAUAUGAAUCCUUGGGCUUUUUCUCUUUUCA